CCGCCGGCCGCCCCGAUGGCAGCGCCCGCCCCUCUGCCGCACUCGCCCGCUUCUCCCGGCUCAAGUCCUCCCGGGACUACAGUAUUCCUCCGCUCCGGGGGCGGGCGGGCGGUGUGGGGCGCGCUGCCGCUCCGCUCCGAGGGGGCCGCGAUCCCCCGGCACCGCCCUGCCCCCGGGCGCCGCGGUUUUGUCGGCUCCAAGGGCGGGCGCCGCCUCUCCCCGCCCCGCACCUCCACCGGGCGGGCAGCUGGACCCCGGACUAUUUUCUGCAGCGGAAGCCGCUCUGUGUGCGUGUGCGGGCAAGGGGGAGUUGUUGGCAGUGCCGGGUCGCCCCUCCGGAGGGGCGGGUGCGGGGCUCGCCCGCGCUCGGUCCCGGCCCAUCCGGCCCCGCUCAGGGCGCUGGUGCUGCUGCUCCUCUGGCUGGGCGCGGAGCUGGCGAGUGCGGGUGGAAAGAAGUCCUACAGUGGGCCAUGUGGGGGCCGCGAUUGCAGCGCCGGAUGCAAAUGUUUUCCAGAGAAGGGUGCACGGGGUCGACCAGGACCAAUUGGGCUUCAAGGACCGAUAGGAGCACCUGGAUUUACUGGCCCAGAAGGUUUGCCAGGAGCAAAAGGUGAGAGAGGAGCAGUGGGCCCACCUGGACCAGCUGGACAGAAAGGUGACAAGGGUCCAAUGGGAGUUCCAGGAUUUCAAGGCAUCAACGGGAUCCCAGGUCAUCCUGGGCAACCUGGACCUCGAGGUCUGCCCGGCCUCGAUGGCUGCAAUGGUACCACUGGGAGUCCUGGCAUUUCUGGAUCAGAUGGCUUUCCUGGCCUACCUGGGCUGCCUGGUCGUCCUGGCCCAAAAGGCAUUAAAGGAGAACCUGUUUUUGCUCAAGGUGGUCUUAAAGGAAUGAAGGGAGAAAAUGGUCUUCCUGGAUUGGAUGGAAUUCCUGGCCCAAAAGGUUUUCCAGGUCCAGUAGGUUCUGCAGGCCCUAUAGGGUUACCAGGUCUGCAGGGUCCAGUGGGUCCUCCUGGGCCACCAGGUCCAAAAGGUAACAUGGGAUUAGGCUUUCAAGGAGAGAAAGGAGAAAAGGGCGAUGUAGGGCUGCCUGGUCCUCCAGGUCCCCCACCAUCCACUGGCAUACUGGAAUUCAUGGGAUUUCCAAAAGGAAAGCAAGGAGAAAAGGGUGAGCCGGGCCCUCAAGGAUUACCUGGAGACAAAGGAUUGCCUGGCAUUCCGGGAUUUGGAGGUGUUGGAGAAAAAGGAGAAAAAGGUGUGCCUGGCUUACCAGGUGGCAGGGGUCUUUUGGGACUGGAUGGAUCUGAUGGGAUUCCAGGGAGAAAGGGUCAUCCAGGUGUUCCAGGCUAUCCAGGACUGGAUGGAGUAGAAGGCAUGAAGGGUGAAUUAGGUGACAUCGGUCCCCCAGGCCCUCCUGUCGUUAUUGACAGGGAAGGUGUAGUCAUUUCAGGUGCACCAGGUGACCCCGGAAACCCAGGAAUACCUGGUCCUCCAGGAGAUGAAGGGAUCAGUGGUUUACCAGGCCUUCCAGGAGCUCCAGGGUUUCCAGGCCUGGAGAUAGAUGGAAUGGGCCCUGGAGGGUCUCCAGGUAUUCCAGGUGUGAAGGGGGAAGUGGGAGAACCAGGAAGAGCAACAAUUGGAUUACCAGGCCCUCCCGGCAGAGGUGGUUUACCGGGUCUGCCAGGAGCACCAGGAUUGCCUGGUCCACCACGCCCUUCAUUCUCCCCAGACAUGAUCCUGAGUGGAAGGAUUGGGGCCCCAGGGGAGCCUGGACAAAGAGGGCUUCCAGGAGCUUUGGGUCCAAAGGGCUACAAAGGAGAGGCAGGUGAUUGUGCUUGUGAUGGAGGAGUUACAAGAGCUGGUCUAAAAGGCAUCUCAGGUCCACCAGGUCCAUCGGGAAGCCCUGGUGUGCCUGGUGCUAAGGGCAUUGGUGGAGACCCAGGCACUGUGGGUGCACCAGGACUGCGAGGCCCUCCGGCUUCAGCUGGUCAGCAAGGUCUUCCAGGCCCUAAGGGAGAAAAAGGGGAUCCAUCCUAUGCAACAGCCAAAGGUGCUCGUGGGGACCGUGGUGCAACAGCACCCAGAGGACCUUCAGGCAUCCCGGGAACUCCUGGUAGGGAUGGACUUCCAGGCUUGCCAGGCCCACCAGGCCCUCCAGGUGAUGGUGGGCUAGGUUUCCCAGGUGAAAAAGGACUGCCAGGACUACCUGGCUCCAAGGGCCAUCGUGGAGAAAUAGGUUCUCCUGGUGUUGGAUAUCCAGGUCCUAGUGGAGUUCGUGGACCGCCAGGUGACCCAGGAGCAGAUGGGUUUCCAGGACAAGCAGGUCUUCCAGGCCCCCCAGGUGUCACCUUGCCCUGCAUAGUUCCUGGAGCAUACGGACCCCCAGGGACUCCCGGCUUUCCAGGACUGCCAGGUCCCAAAGGCAGCAAAGGCUUUUCUGGCAUUCCAGGCCAACCUGGAUUACAUGGGUCUAAAGGACAGCCAGGGUCUCCAGGAAUAAUGGGCUUGCAAGGGGAACCUGGUUUCCCUGGACCUCGAGGAGACCAAGGGUCACAAGGACUUCCAGGACUGGAUGGAACAGAUGGUUUGCCUGGGAAAAUGGGUGCUUCAGGCUUAGCUGGAAUAAAAGGAGCUCCUGGAGAUGUAUUUGGUGCUGAGAGUGGAGCCCUGGGAGAGCGUGGCCGACCUGGACUCCCAGGUGAUAAAGGGCUUACAGGUGAUAUUGGAUUUCCAGGACCAAAAGGGCUAGAUGGAAGACCAGGCCUCCUGGGUAUUAAAGGUGAACAGGGUCAUCCAGGAUAUUCAGGUGUCCCUGGAUUGCGGGGACCUCCUGGCCCUGGAGGUCCUUUUGGCAUUAAGGGAAAACCAGGACCCUUGGGGUCAGCUGGCCUUCCAGGAGCACCAGGGCUUCCUGGAGUCAAAGGUGUGACGGGGGAUGUUGGUCCACAAGGCCCUGCUGGUAUGAAAGGCUUCCCAGGUCUUGAUGGUGCUCCAGGAGCUCCUGGGGAAAGAGGAUUCGUGGGGCCACCUGGACCUUUUGGUCAAGAUGGACAUCCGGGUUUCUCUGGGCCAAAAGGUGAGAAAGGAUCUUCUGGCCUCCUUGGUUUUCCUGGCAUGCCAGGCCUGCCUGGUGUCCCUGGAGUAAACGGGUUUAAAGGAGCUCUUGGCACAGCUGGAGGAAAAGGAAGCCCUGGAGUUGUGGGACUUCAAGGUCAAAAAGGUGACAGAGGUGAUAUAGGUCCACCAGGUCUUCCUGUUCUUGGGCCUUCAGAACAAGCACUGCAAAUCAAAGGAGACAAAGGAGAUCCUGGAUUAGCUGGACUUGGAGGAUUCCCUGGACCUAGAGGUGAUAAAGGAAUCCCAGGAAGCCGUGGGCAGCCUGGUCUCCCUGGUCCAGUUGGGUUAGCAAGCAAAGAGAGAGGUCUUCAUGGUGACCCAGGCUUCCCUGGCCCACCUGGACAAUCUGGGCUGCCAGGGCAGAAGGGCGCACAUGGUAUCAUGGGAUUUCCAGGAAUGCCAGGAGAGAGGGGUUCAGAUGGCAUCACAGGAAUACUUGGAUUCCCCGGACCUAUUGGCCUCCCUGGUCCAAAGGGUGACCAGGGAGAGUCUGUUGGGGUUCCUGGCAUUGCUGGAGCAAAAGGAGAGCGAGGGGACCCAGGGUUCCCAGGAGAGAGAGGGAGAGAAGGACUCAAGGGUGAACCAGGCUACCCAGGAAACACUGGGGUGAAUGGACCCAAAGGCAGCCCAGGAGAUCUUGGCCAAGAAGGGCCAGCAGGAAUCCCUGGAAAUGCUGGGCCGAGAGGAGUCCCUGGGCCACCAGGACCUCCAGGACAGCCGGGAUCCGUUGGAUUCCCUGGAGCUCGCGGAGCAGCAGGACCUAAAGGGUUUCAUGGAUUUCCAGGUUUAAAUGGUCUGAAUGGCUUGCAAGGCACAAAAGGGUCUCCUGGAACACCAGGUCUGAGUGAACCUGGGCUGAAAGGACCUGCAGGUCUCCCAGGUACAAAGGGUGAAGAAGGCUCUCCAGGCCUGGGUAGAGGAGCUGUAGGAUUCCCUGGACCAAAAGGCUCAGCAGGAGACAUGGGUCCCCCUGGUCCUAUGGGACUGCCUGGCUUGCCAGGAACACCUGGAGCUUCUCUUCCUUCUGAUAUACGUGGGAGACCUGGAGAUGCUGGCCAUCCAGGAACUGAUGGGAGUCCAGGUUUUCCAGGUCUACCAGGACCACGAGGGCCCCCUGGCCCAGCUUCUGACCAGGGUGACACAGGCAAUCCAGGUUUCCCUGGUGUUCUUGGCUUGCGAGGCAUUAAGGGUGAUGUGGGACUCACUGGUCCAGUUGGACUCCCUGGAGCAUCUGGAUUCAAAGGUGUAAGAGGUGAGCCUGGCCUUAUGGGGAUGCCAGGGAAAGAUGGGCCUCCGGGGGAUCCUGGUUAUGCUGGGCUGAAAGGUGAAAUGGGCCGUCGAGGUCUCCCUGGCAGACCAGGGGCUCCAGGAAUAACCCCACAGCCAGAAGAAGUCACAGCCCCUAAAGGCUUACCUGGUCUGCCAGGAAUUGAUGGUGUCCCUGGCUUUGAUGGAGAUCCCGGACUCCAGGGCCCAGCUGGAAAACCAGGUGCAAAAGGUCUGCCAGGAAGAUCUGGUUUGAAAGGACGUGAUGGCUUACCUGGAACACCUGGCAUAGCUGGGGAUCCAGGAGCUCCGGGUGCCCCAGGACCACAGGGAUUUGAAGGUGUUGCUGGGAAGCCGGGCUCACUUGGUUUGCCGGGAAUGCCUGGUCGCAGUGUGGGUGUUGGAUACACUUUAGUGAAGCACAGUCAGUCAGACCAAAUCCCACCGUGUCCCAUAGGAAUGAAUAAGCUCUGGGAUGGCUACAGCCUGUUGUACGUGGAGGGGCAGGAAAAGGCACACAACCAGGAUCUCGGUUUUGCUGGCUCGUGUUUGCCUCGCUUCAGCACCAUGCCUUUUAUUUACUGCAACAUCAACGAGGUGUGCUACUACGCCAGCCGAAAUGACAAGUCCUACUGGCUCUCCACCACUGCUCCCAUCCCCAUGAUGCCGGUGGACAGCACCCAGAUCCCACAGUACAUCAGUCGUUGCUCCGUAUGCGAAGCACCUUCCCAGGCUGUGGCUGUGCACAGCCAGGACAUCACCAUCCCACAGUGUCCCCUGGGCUGGCGCAGCCUAUGGAUAGGAUACUCCUUCCUUAUGCACACUGCGGCCGGGGCAGAGGGUGGAGGUCAGUCCCUUGUCUCGCCUGGUUCCUGCCUGGAGGAUUUCCGUGCUACUCCCUUCAUCGAGUGCAACGGGGCUCGGGGAACGUGCCAUUACUUUGCCAACAAGUACAGCUUCUGGCUGACGACGGUGGAGCAGUCGCAGCAGUUUGUCAGUGCCCCUCCCUCAGAGACCCUGAAAGCGGGACAGCUGCGGACGCGGGUCAGCCGCUGCCAGGUGUGCAUGAAGAACUUGUAGGGACAGAACUGCAGUUACAUUCACAGCCCUUGUUACCCCAGAUUAGCCAUCACGGAUUGAAGAAGGGUAAAUUCAUGAACCUGUUUUGUGUGUGUUUGAUGGGUGAAUCGAGACAGACGGAAUUCCACAAAAAUCAAGUGUCAAGUCCAGGAGUUUGACCGCGCACAGAGGAGGGAAAGACCAGUGCUCUGAAACCACUUUUUGAAUGAAAAAUGGUGCUAUGCUUUUAUUCAGUGUUUUUUUCCCCUCAUUUGUGGCUACCUCAGAAAGUCUCUGCGAGUUCCUUGUUCAAACUGGAGAGCAGCUGACACCUCACACCACUCGUGUCCAGGGCACAUGCCAGUCAUCAUCCAGAGAGACUUUUCCAAAGCUAUGCUUAACUGGUGUCCUUGCAAACAGUACUUGGUCUAGUGUAAGGGAGUGAAGACUCAUUCUCUUAUGAAAUACAGAACUAGCUAAAAUUUGUGUGUUGUAGGUGACUUGGAAACACCAUGCAUUAAUGGUUGAUAACUGAUUUUCUUAGACUCAAAAAUUAAUGUUUUGCUUUGCUUAUUAUCCAGAUGAAACAUUCCUUCCUCCAGUGACAGGUAAUCAUUUCUAAUUCAGACUGUCAUCCACAGUUGACCCUGAAGAGCUACGAAAAAUGCAGUUUUUGAUGGGAUGAGGAAUCCAAAACUCCUCUAGUAUUUUUCAUAGCUUUGUAUUGAAAUAUAUUCCAGGUAAAAUGUUGAUUUCACGGUCCGUGCUUAUCUACCUGCAGUCACCAGAAAUGUUCUAUUACUAUGAACAUGUAUUUCCUUUCUGAGGCAGCCUUGGCACAUUUAUUUUGUAAUUAUUCAAGCUGUGUGUGUUUGAGAAGUAGAGCUUUUACUAGAUGGCACGUGAGCUUAUGCAGACAUGGGAGUAAGUGGGUAUGGGAUGUACAUUUUCUACUCCCACAGUCACAAUGUGUUGUAAACUGCUUCCUCUGGGCUUUUUGCUGUUAGUUUAAAAAACUGUAUUUCUAGUGUACACACCAUUAACUAGUCAUGCUUUCCUUCAGGGCAUAAUUAAAGAGAAGUGCCACUAAUUGGAUUAUCCUUGUAUAUUUUGAGGGAAAGGACAUUUCAAAGGAGUGCCUAGCAAAUACACUGUCACCUUGGCUUAAAAAUCUAAAAUUAUUCAGACAAUUUUUACUAAUGCAAGACUGAGGCAUUAUUUUAAAGUAUGAUUUCUUUGUGAGGUUCUAGGGCUCUAACUCUGUCCAGCAAAGUACUUAAGAACAUACUUGCAGAUAAUAUUUUAAGCAGAUAAUAUUUUUACCUUUAAUGAUGAUUACAUGCAUAACACAUUAUUAUCUUCCAAGAGGGAGGGGCAGAGACCUCUGCGUGUUCUGGAGUUGAACCACACUGGAGAUGAGCAGGGAAGUUGUGAAGGACAAUGUAGUCUUUCAUUUCACUUAUUCCUAAUUGUGAAAGAUCAGCAACUGCUUUGGAUGUGCUUUGCAAAUAUCCUUAUGGCAUUUUAACACCCAUGAGUGGCAAUCCUUUCAUGCAGGAUACCCAGUCUACUUCUUAGCUGUCCUGGCACAGACAGAUCAUCCUGGGUUCCAUUCCCCAUCAGCCUCAUUUCCAUCACUUUACCCCACUCCAGAAUCUUCAGGAGCUCUGUGGGGCUCAGGCCUCCCCUGAGGAGUGUUUCCCCAUGGCCAGGGGCGUGGUGGGGAAUGAGCCUGUUCUGCUCCACUGAGGAAAGGUUUCUUUACCUGUUGCUUUUUUUUUUUUUUUUUUAGCAUUAACUGCUCAAGACUGAGCAUUUCAGAGCAAGGGCUGUUUUUUUCAGGAGGAGGAGAGGGCUGCAAUUGCUGUCACAGGAACAGUAAGUUCAUGUAUUAACUAAGAAGUAAUGCUUUGUUUUUUUAAAAAAAACCAUGCAGCUAAUCCACAGAGAGGGGGAAGAAAGUUCUAUUUUUCCUACAUGUAUUGUUUCCAAAUCGUGGUUAAUAAACAUUGAAGGCAAACAAGGUGAGCUGUGACCAGGUUAUGACUAUUUUCUUGGAAGUCCCACUGGCCCUGAUCACAAAGUGCAAGUGAGAGCAGACAGCAUGCAAGAUUUCUCUAUGUUGUCAUUUAUUGCUGAAGAUGAAACUGCGAUUCACGUCCAUUACACUGUCGUGACACAAUGACCACAAUGGGGACUGUCUGAUAGUAAAAAGGAACUGCAUAAUGGAUUAAAAGAUCUUUGCCUUUAUUCUGAGCUGGUUUUCUUAUAGCUGCUAGAGAGAUACUCUGCCUAAGAAACAAAACUGCACCAGCUGUUCUGAUAAACCUGGAGAAUUAAGGCACUUUUACCAAAACAGAUUUCAAAAGGCAACAAGUCAAACCCCAACAAUUAAGUAAGUUGCAUAUACCUAUAUAUUAAGUUUUAAGAUAACCUGGGUUAUAUUUAGUUCACACAAACAAAUUAACAAAAUAUAGCAGCAUACAACCUAUGAAAAGCUUAAGAAAUUUAUUAGAUGCACAGAUAAAGUGCUGUAACAGAGAAACUUGUGUAAAUCUUUUUAAAAAUAAAUAAGGUACAGUUAAACCACCUUUGACUUACUUAAGCUCCAAAGAAAAGUCAGCCUAAGUUUUAAUGAUUGAAUUUUAAGGUCAAAGUGAAAUAUAUCAUAACUAUAACAGUGGUUGUGAUCUGUAUCAACUAUUUGAGUCUCCUGUUCCUCUUGAGGUUUCCCAGGAACAGGAAGGCUAUUGCAAAACGUAUACGUUAGACAUAGUUCCUUUCACAGAAACAUUUUUGUAAUAAAGUGUGGUUGCUCAAAUACAUGUUAAAAUAUUUAACAAGGAAACGAUUUUUUCCUGAUCCAGUCGAUCUUUUAAACAAGACAAUGCAUUUUUUCUAUGAUGCAGCCCAUGGGAGGGAACAGAAGUAAACAUCCUCCUUAACUGAAGACUGUUUUGCUUUAAGAACUAAACUAUUGCAUUAUAAGAGAGCAAGAAAUACCCAUUUUGUGUUAUCCCUUUCUCCAAACAUACAGCCCAUUGUCAGACAUAUUUUUGCCUUAAUGUCAGAGGUCCAUUUGUCUUCAGGAAAGACACAUUAAAAACAGGUUCCCUUUCAGGGUCUUAUAAUAAAAUCUUUCACUGCCUUUCCCUCUGGGGAAGCUGUUUGACAGAAGGAACUGUCACUGUUGGAGUUUUGGAUGCUACCAGGUGUUUGUGCUCUGUUAUCCAUGAUUUCAGGCACUUUGGGGCUAACAUGGCUGUGUGAUUUAAGUCAAUGCAGUAAUAUUAGCAAUAUGUUCAAUACUCAGAAGGGUCACCACAGUUUCCUUCAUACGCUCAGGAUUUCAAAUUCUUCUUCCAAUUCAAACAGCUUGUCUGUAGAUUCGAUGAGUUCUGGAAAAAAAAAUUAAACAAUUUAGAAUCUAAA
This is a messenger RNA of Pseudopipra pipra, 8871 nucleotides long. RefSeq names its product collagen type IV alpha 6 chain (gene COL4A6). Bases 16 to 5460 code for a protein of 1814 amino acids. Gene Ontology annotation, biological process: extracellular matrix organization. Gene Ontology annotation, cellular component: collagen trimer. The record is from RefSeq and is a predicted model, not a curated record. The transcript has 45 exons. NCBI's taxonomy places the organism in Eukaryota, Metazoa, Chordata, Aves, Passeriformes, Pipridae. Gene Ontology annotation, molecular function: extracellular matrix structural constituent conferring tensile strength.